GAGGGGAGCCCGGCGGCCUGCGCUGGCUCCUCACCCCCAGCGCUGGGGGAGCGCGCGGCGGGAGGAGGCGGGGGCCGCCGGCCGCGGAGAUGGAGCCCUGACGCCGCCAUGGAGAGGAAGGCGGGCGGCGAGGAUGACUGCGUGGACUCGGGAGCCGAGACAGGAGGAUCUGAGUACAGCCACAUGUCCUCUACAAGCAGUGAACUUUCUGUGGAAGACAAUCAGGACCCUUUCCUUGUUAGUAUACAUAUCAUCGCAGACCCUGGUGAAUCCAAAGUUCUCCAGCAAGCCAUUGAUAAACUGUUAGCAUGGAUCCAUCCAGACCUCCAAUUGUUCCGAGUCUCAGAAAGACGGGUCUCAAGGAAGCACAGGAAGUCUGGUAAGGCUGCUGUUUCUCAGCCAGCCCUUGCAGUCAUUCUGUUCCUGCAGGAGGAAUAUGGAGAAGAACCAAUCUUACAGCUCCAUGAAACCUUUCAGAGACCACCUUGGCAUUACCACCAUACAGAACGAGUGCAUGGCAAGUUCCUCCCUUACAUGCCAUGCAGUCAGGACUUCUUCACUUUGGCCCAUGGGACCCCUUUGUGGGCCAUCCGACCAGUGCAUUAUGGGAGAGAAAUUAUCCGCUUUGCCAUAUACUGCAGGAAUGAAAACUUUAUUGACAUUAUGAAACUGUACCAGUUAAUCCUGAAAAGACCGGUGUGUCAGAAAAAGGCAGACUUUUGUGUCUUUCCUGUCUAUUCUAACAUGGAUAUAGACAUUCAGUUCUCUUUAAAAAGACUCCCUAAGGGCCAGAUUCCAACCCCUACAGAGUCAGCGGUGCUGGAAUUCCGAGUAGAUGUUGGACAGCUUAUUCCUCUCUUGCCCAAUCCUUGUAGCCCAAUCAGUGAAGGCAGAUGGCAAACAGAAGACCAUGAUGGGAAUAAGAUCCUUUUGCAGGUGGAAAUUUCCUUUCUUCUGUCAACAUGCAAAAUGUUAACUAGCAGCCCUGGAUUCUUCUCAGCAGAUCAGACACGUAUUUGGUAUAGGAAGUCUGCUGAGCAGAACAAGCUUCAUUUCCCAUCUUCAAGGGAUUCCCGUUUCACUCCUUCACCAAGCUAUAUUCCUCACAGUGACAGACCUGCCCUCAAUCAAACUAGUGAGCAUCUGAACUCAGCUGGUCAAAUCAAGCUGCAUCGGGCAAAUGGUCUUGGUCAGUACCUUGGCAUCUCCCAGCAGGACUUGAGAAAUGGUGACCAAGGAGACUUCACCCGAAGAUCCAGUAGUGCCUCUAGCAUUUCAUGGUCAUUUCAGCGAAGCAAGUCUCUGUUCUGCUUGCCCACAACAAGCUUCUCUCCGGCAUCUGACUCCUUUAACUUUAGUGAACCAUUCCACAAUUUAAAUACUGGGUCACCUGUGAACAGGUUAAAAACAUGGAGAUGCAGUCCCAAGCUUAACAUUGAGGACUUGGAGGGGUCACAGGAGACUGAUGUUGACACAGGGAUGAAGCUGUCCUUCUCAGAUCUGUCUGUAGCUUCAGCCUACUCUACCUUUAAUGGAUUUUGCAAUGAUUUGGAAGCUACUCUUCCCCCACAAAGGCAAAGUGUCAGUAGAUCUAAACAGGCUGUCUCCAGGAGAAGGCCAUUGUCAGUCAUGUGCAGUACCCUUGAGCUCCCUAGUGGUUCAAUUCCAUCUCUCUCUGAGUGGUCUUCCAGCUCUUUCUUGUCAUCUUCAGCAUCCCCCUUAGCAUCUCACUGCCAACUCAGACAGUCACCAAGAGCAACCCCUUGUUCUCUGAAUGAUAGGAAAACACCUGGCAGCAUUCAUCCAGGCUCUCCAGCCAACGAGGAGGAAUUCUACAUCUGAGCUUUCUCCAUGCUGAACCUUUAAAUGUAAAUUUCUGCAUAUGUGAAUUACAGCAGUGCAUUUCCACCAUCUGAGCUGGCAAGUUCCUUGCUUUUUCCUGAGGGGAGGGUGUUACAUCACUGUAUGCUAAAUGUUGUAAAAGGUUCUCACACACCACUGUAAUGGGUGCCUCAUAAAUGUGUACUAUAAUAUCAGGUGAGACUGUGUCCACUGGAUUCAUGCGGAGGGGAUCCUCGAUGUGUAGAUCUGUCCAUAGCUGUGCAGGUAGGGGGUUUGUGCUCAGUGUCCUUCAGCUCUGGAGAAGGGGGUUUGGGAGACUGACCCUUAGCAUAUAGAGCAGGAAGUGCCCAGAAAUGCACAUGGUAACCCACCUUCCCCUGUAAAGAUGUAAAGAUGCUGAAAAGAAAAUACAACCUCAAGCUGCAUUAACUUUUCUGAGAAGGUCUCUCCACGCUGGCAAACCCUUCCCCACCUCCUUUAUGAGGUUCCAGAGGCAGCUAUGAAAGAGCAGACCCUAGCAGCAUGACUCCAGUGGAGCCAGACAAGGAUGCUGAGGGCCCGAGAACCAGUGUAGAGACACAGGCCUCCAGCUGAUUCUUUGAGAAUCUGCAGACUUGGGGAGAGAAUGUCCUCUUUGUUCCACGGGGAAGAAGGAACCCACACCACAUUCCCAAUCUGAUGGACUGGUUUUGGGAAAAUGCCAUGAGGGGAAUUUUGAGGAGCUUUUUUCCCCAUCUCCCCUCCUCCCCCCAUGUCAAAAGUGUUUUUCAUCAUAUGGGAAGGGAGCAGGGUGAUCCACUGUUAAAAAUGCACUGCAGCUCCCUAUUUUUAGGGGUUUGUUAUUUUGGUUGUAAAAAAUUCACCUCUUACAUAAACAUAGUAUUGGUGGUCCCAGCCCAAUUUCUGUGUGAAACAAAUUUCUUGCCAAAGUUGUCUGAAUUUUUAAUCUAUCUAAAGGGAAAAACAUGUAGAAUUGUACUGGCCUUUUUCUCAAGUUACAUUUUUGGCAAGUUGUUACAGUAUAAUGUGGCAAGCUGUUAUUGUGUAAUUACUUUUGAUAUUUUGGAAAAACAUUUACAUGGAGAAGCUAUUAGUCUGAGAAAUGGCUAAGUACCUUUAUGAGGAUUUUUACCAUCUAUUUCAAAUUUUCCUGACAAUAUAUCUCUGUGUUAAACACUACUGACACUGAAUGCUGUUCUGGUCAAGGCACUUAGAACAUUACCUGGUUUAAAGUAGUGUAUACAAAUCUGUAUUUAAUCAAUAGACAGGUACAGCUGCAGAAGAUCCACUCUGAUCAGUCAGUAAAUAAAACUAGGGAGGAAAAAUGAUCUUAUGUGUAUUACUCAACAGCGUUACUCAGAACAAUACUAUUCAUUUUAAAACAGCCUAAAUAAAUAGUUACAUAAGAGAGUGGAACAGCUCCAAAUACCUCCAUUCUAACCCCCAACUAAAUAUACAGUUUAUACCAUUCUACAAACCAUCCUUAAAAAAAAUGCAGUCUGGAAGAAAUAAAUAUACAAUCAUUCUGUUUAAACAAAAUUUAAGUUGUAACCCAAAUCCACAAAAGGCAGGAAAUUGACAGUAAAAACUUGAAGGAAUUGGCAGUCAAUUCACUGACCCUCCUUUAUGCUGUUCGGCAUUUUUUGCUUUUUCCCCCCCCACAGUUAUAGAGAAUAGGGCAUCUGCCUCAUCUAUGAGGUUCCUGCCUGUAGUCAGGUACUGAGACAACAUGAACUGUGUGGAAACCUUGUCUUCUGUAUUAACUAUAAAAAUAGGAUUUUAUUCCAGAUCUGGACACCCAGCUGAAUAUCAGCACUUUCCCCACCACUACCACCCAGAGCUGUUUGGGUUCACUCCAACUUUUGAUAAAUGACCCUGUUCAGAGAUGCUUGGAAGCAGAAACAGCGUGAAUGAGGGAUUUAACAUGGUGUUUGAAUGUUUACCAACUAUCAGCCUGCUCCAAAGCCCAUCAAACUCAAUGGGAGUCUUGGGGUUUAGGUCAGCCUUUAGGGUAUGUCUAAAAAACCUGCAACAUCGAGUCUCAGAGUCUGGGUCAGCUGACUCAGUCUGUGGAGCUAAAAAUUGCAGUGUAAACAUUCAGACUUCAGUUGGAGCCCAGGCUCUGCGACUCGAUGCUGCAGGGUCCUUUGCAGGGUCUCAGAACUGUUGAAGCACAGUAGGCAGGUUAUUCGCCACUGUCAUGGGCUAUAUGUAAUUAUUUACAGCUGGGCAAAAUAUGUGUAGAAUACUACCAGAUCAGAAUGGUAGCAUUUUGCACUCACUUGGCAAAUGACUAUGCAAGGUGCAAGGCAGUGAAGAAUCAGGCCCAAUAGGUUUAGCUGGAGGGUUGCGGGGGG
Molecule: messenger RNA, 4199 nt
Organism: Gopherus flavomarginatus (Mexican gopher tortoise)
Lineage: Eukaryota; Metazoa; Chordata; Testudines; Testudinidae
Gene: FAM124A
Product: family with sequence similarity 124 member A
Exons: 5
Coding region: 109-1842 (577 amino acids)
Source: RefSeq, a predicted model, not a curated record